AGUAGGUUAAAAUCCCGUAAAGCGUAAAAGCAAAUUUAAAUUAACAGGAAUUAGAGGACUUGAAAAUAUAGGGAAACAUGUCUGAGCCCAAGCCCGGAGAUGGGUUGAAAUCUUUAAGGACUUCGGCUGCCUUCAGAGUGGUUAAUUUUGAACUAUACACAGCUCCGAACAAAGCAAUCAUGGGAUUGGGUUUGGUCGCGCUGAUAGGAUGUGCCUCUUACAUAGCGUACAUGCGUAAGAAGUACGAAGGAAUGGGCUACUACCCAGCUGUCGACUCUGAAGGGAAGGAGGUGUUCAUCCGAAAAGAAUCCAAAUGGGAUUGAAUUACUUUUUAUAUAUAUUUAAAUUAUACAUUGUUAGUGUAUAUAGUGUAAAUAUACGACAAAAAUAAUAUUAAAGAUUCUUUCUA
Messenger RNA from Cimex lectularius (bed bug), 409 nucleotides. RefSeq names its product small integral membrane protein 8. Lineage: Eukaryota; Metazoa; Arthropoda; Insecta; Hemiptera; Cimicidae. The coding region runs from base 78 to 323 and encodes 81 amino acids. The record is from RefSeq and is a predicted model, not a curated record. The transcript has 2 exons.